Williopsis jadinii is the source of this 1258-nucleotide messenger RNA. RefSeq names its product ubiquitin-protein ligase peroxin 2 (gene PEX2). The coding region runs from base 72 to 1112 and encodes 346 amino acids. The record is from RefSeq and is a predicted model, not a curated record. NCBI's taxonomy places the organism in Eukaryota, Fungi, Ascomycota, Saccharomycetes, Phaffomycetales, Wickerhamomycetaceae. Gene Ontology annotation, cellular component: peroxisomal membrane. The transcript has a single exon. Gene Ontology annotation, biological process: protein import into peroxisome matrix. Gene Ontology annotation, molecular function: zinc ion binding.
GAAUUCAGUUCAACACUUCAAAUAAAAACAGCUAAAAACACACAUACAAUUGGAACAGAAACGCUCUGAAGAUGCUCAUCAGAACACCAAGGGUCACACAGCUUGAUGCGCACUUGCUCGAUGAUGAGCUCCUUACACAUCUCUCGAGCCAAAUCUCUGAUUACAGGGAAGAAGUUACACUUCUUCUCAAGCUCUUACUGUACAAGCUGACCAUUGGCAAUAAAGACCAGUCCUAUGGAAUGUUCCUGAUGAACUUGAAAUACAAGAACCUCCAUUCGUGGAAGAAACACAUUUACGUUCUGUCCCUCGUCAUGGGCAAUUAUGUUGGCACGAAGCUGAGCUCAAUAAUGUACGACGAGGAUACUUGGAGGUCGAAGUGGUAUAGAACCUUGGAAAGGGGAUACCAACUGCUAGAUGCUGGGAACUUCCUCGUCUUUUUGGUGAAGGGCGUGUAUCCCAACUUGCUUAUGAGACUGCUGGAUAUCAAAAUGUCGUAUAACUCCUUGGAACUGGCCAAACAGAAAGGUGACGUUUCGUAUGAGUUUCAGAAUAGACAACUCAUCUGGAACACGUUUUUGGAGUUCAUUCUGUUCAUAUUGCCUAUACUGAAGAACUCUCAAAUAAGUGCCAUAUUUACAAAGCUACUGGCAAAGCCUUCGACUGGAAAGCUGGACUCAAUCGAGUUCAAACAUCUGAAAGAGCGUGAAUGUGCUAUCUGUUUUGAAACAUCGGGCAAAAAACAGAGAAUAGUCAACCCAGUGGAGACAAACUGUGGUUGUAAAUACUGCUAUGUCUGCCUAGUGACGAAGCUAGACGGUGCUAAUAACUCCAAGGAGAAAUGGCAGUGUUUGAAAUGCGGGUCGCCUGUGGAGUAUGCCUCUCCAUACGUUGAUGUUGACGAAGCUGCUAUCAAAUGUGUGCUGGACACCAACGAUGAUGGCAGCGAUGAUGAAGAUGCCGGGGAGUCCUAUAACCAUUUAGACGAGGAAAUAGAAGAUGAACACGACGAGGAGGAUGUGGAGGAGGAAUAUAGUGCUUAUUCAGAUUCGGACAUGGGCGAUGAGGAACUGGAAGAAGAAAUGGAUGAGCUGGAGGAUGAGUUUGAGCUCUGAUCACUCCACUCUAGUCUAUUGAUCUAUUAUUAACACUAACAAAAUCACAAUAUAGCUGAUCCAAUUGAUAACGUAUUGCUUUUUCUCUCUUGUUUUUCCUCUCUUUGGUCUAUACAUUUCUAUCACGCAGGCUACAACUGUAGAAU